Molecule: messenger RNA, 2282 nt
Organism: Syngnathus typhle (broad-nosed pipefish)
Lineage: Eukaryota; Metazoa; Chordata; Actinopteri; Syngnathiformes; Syngnathidae
Gene: nfe2l2a
Product: nfe2 like bZIP transcription factor 2a
Exons: 5
Coding region: 103-1908 (601 amino acids)
Biological process (GO): regulation of transcription by RNA polymerase II; cellular response to oxidative stress
Cellular component (GO): nucleus
Molecular function (GO): RNA polymerase II cis-regulatory region sequence-specific DNA binding; DNA-binding transcription factor activity, RNA polymerase II-specific
Source: RefSeq, a predicted model, not a curated record
CCCUUGUUUGAACCGAGAGGACAAGGAAACUAAAAUUACAUUUUAUUUUAAAAAGCAACCAUUUUGGCCGCGUUAAGGCGUCUUUUUAACGCAGAGGCGUCCAUGAUGAUGGAAAUGGAGGUGAUGCAUUCCGGACAACAGGACACGGACCUGAUCGACAUUCUGUGGAGGCAGGACAUCGAUCUGGGGGCCCAGCGCGAAGUCUUCGACUACAGCCACCGCCAGAAGGAGCACGAGCUGCGGAGGCAGCAGGAGCUGGCGGAGGAGAAGCGGCUGCAACUCCUCCGUGAGCAGGAGAAGGCUCUUCUGGCGCGGCUACAGCUGGACGAGGAAACGGGCGAAUACGUGCCGCGGCAGCUGCCCAAUGCCCCGCUGCAGUCGGCCGUCACGCCCCCAGAGGCUGCACAGGAUGUCAGCUUCACGCAGCAGCGUGCCGAGCCGUUGUCAUUUGACGAAUGCUUGCAGCUCCUCGCAGAGACGUUUCCCCUUGAGGAAAAUGAGGAUGCGCCUAUUUGCCUGGACUCGAGUGGCGCCUCCGUAUCCGGUAGCCGCAGCAGCAGCGUUGCCAUGAUGUCCCCCGAGCAGCCAUCUUUGGCCCCGCUUACGAUUUCACCAGAUGCCCUGACUACAUCGCUGGCACAGAAGAGCUCGCUGGAUAUUGAACAGGCCUGGAUGGAGCUCCUGUCACUGCCUGAGCUGCAGCAAUGUCUUAGCCAGCAAUUGGAAGAAGACCCACUGAAAACUGCGGCAUAUCCACUUCCAAACAAACCCGAAGCACAGGAUCCAAACUACUCGUUUUAUCCAAUUUCCAGUCCAGUCCAAGAGAAAAACAAUUUAAAUAUGUGUCCUUCAGCUUUUAUGAAUACAUUUGAUGGCUCAGUUCCCAGUGUGACACCAGCAGACAACGGGAACGAAAUAAAGCCAGAAGUGCCCGAGUUAAACACUCAUUUCAACCUUAAUAGCUAUUGCAACACAUUUUACCCAGAAACUAUGUUGGAAGAGAGCGGCACUCAACAAGACCUUGAGGGAAACGAAACUAAUAUGUCCGAUGUCCUGAACUUGUACAGCCUCUCACCCGGUGACACAUUUGAGCAGGGCAGACACAAUUUGUCUGCAGAAGUGCCCGACUUAGACUCUGGACUAGGCUCAAGUCCCCACUCUUGCUCACCUGCGAAAUCCCUAUACGGAGAAGAGUGUUUUGACGGCAGCGAUUCCGACAUGGAAGAGAUGGACCAGAACCCUGGCAGUGCAAAAUCGGACUACUCAGAGAUGUUCUCUUUAAAUUUUCAACCCAAUGACCUCCAGCAAGCGUUUCCUCUGACCACAUUGGUGGGCCAGAUUCAAACCCAGGAUGAUGAGACCAAACAAGAACCGUCAGAUUCGGCCGAGGACAGCGGCCACAGCUCCUCGCCGUUCACCAAAGAUAAGCGCAAAAGAAGGUCGGAUUUGCGUCUCUGCAGAGACCAGCAGAGGGCCAACGCCCUCAAGAUCCCCUUCAGCAUCGACAUGAUCAUUAAUCUGCCCGUGGACGACUACAACGAGCUCAUCUCCAAGAACCAACUGAACGAGUCUCAGAUGGCCCUUGUCCGCGACAUCAGACGCAGAGGAAAGAACAAAGUGGCAGCUCAGAACUGCCGCAAGCGUAAGAUGGAGAGCAUCGUGGGGCUGGAGAACGACCUGGACUCCCUGAAGGAGGAAAAAGACCGUCUGCUGGGCGAGAAGUCUCGCAACGCCAGCAGCCUGAAAGAGAUGAAGAGGAAGCUGAACAGCCUCUACCUGGAGGUAUUUAGCAUGCUGCGGGACGAGGACGGGAACAGCAUCUCCCCGUCCGACUUCUCACUACAGCAGUCGACCGAAGGCAGCGUCUUUCUCGUUCCACGCACUAAAAAGACUUUGAUCAAGAGUUAAAACUAGUCCCCUAUCUGUCGAGUGAGGUACUGCAGUCGUACAGUCGCACCAGUCAAUGGCUUUCAGCUUUAUACAUGAGUAGCUCCACAGAACUAUUGUAUAGUUUAUGGUUCUUCUUGGUUGUUGUAAUGUAACAUUUUUGAUAUUUUAUCUCUUUUGUACUCUACCUUCAUAUACAACGUGAUGAUUUGUAAAUAUAGAUAUGAUAUAAAUCAAAAGUUCAUAAAUAAAAGUUUAUUACAACUGUUACUGUAUGUGUAAAUAUUCAUAUUGUAUAGACAUUGUUUCUGUAUGCUAACUAAAUGAAAGAUUUGUAAAGAGACCCUCUGAUUUGCUGCGCAAGUUAUGCUUUUCAAUAAAUCAUUCUAAUGCUA